Molecule: messenger RNA, 1800 nt
Organism: Ilex paraguariensis (yerba mate)
Lineage: Eukaryota; Viridiplantae; Streptophyta; Magnoliopsida; Aquifoliales; Aquifoliaceae
Source: the annotation of a GenBank genome assembly
AUGGCCGAAGAAACUCAGAAAACUGCCCCUGAAGCACCAGCAACGGAGGAAGUGGUGGUUGUUUCCGAUGUACCGGAGGCGGAGAAACUCUCCACCACCACCAUCACGGAGAAAGAAGCACCACCACAUCCUGAGCCGGAGCCGGAGAAGUCCGCCACCGUGGAAGAAGUAGUCGAGGCUGAGAAGGAGAAAGGAGAAGAGAAGAUCACCGAAUCGGCUUCGUUCAAAGAAGAAAGCAACGUGGUGGGUGAACUUCCUGACCCAGAAAAGAAGGCCUUGGAUGAACUCAAAGAGCUGGUUCAGGAGGCGUUGAAUAAGCACGAGUUCACCGCCCCACCGCCACCACCGCCGGCUAAAGAUGAAGAAAAACAGCCGGAAACAGCCACCGAUGCCCCCCCUGCUGAAGAAGAGUCAAAAACCGAAGAAAAAUCCGAGGUCCCACCUGAGGCUCCUCCUGCUGAUGUACCACCACCGGCCGCAGAAGAGCCUCCAAAAGUCGAACCUGCGGCCAUAGCACCACCUGCUGAACCAAAGGAAGAAGAAAAAACCAGCCCUCCACCACCACCACCGGCGGCGGAACCAUCUGAACCCGUGGUGGUUGAGAAAAUUGAAGAAAAAGUCGAAGCUGUCGUUGACGAUGACGGAGCCAAAACUGUUGAAGCAAUCAAAGAGACAAUCUUCGAAGAAUCCGCUCCGGCCCCACCACCGGAGGAGCCUGCCCCGGCCGAAGAAGCCUCUCCGGCGGAGCCCAAAGAGGAAACAGAAGCCCCAGCACCGCCGCCGCCACCACCACCGGAGGAAGUCUCCAUCUGGGGAAUUCCACUUCUCGCCGAUGAGAGAAGUGAUGUUAUUCUCUUAAAAUUCCUCAGAGCCAGAGACUUCAAGGUUAAAGAAGCAUUCAUAAUGCUCAAGAACGUGGUUUCAUGGAGGAAAGAGUUCGGAAUUGAAUCAUUAGUUGAAGAAGACUUGGGUGGUGGACUGGAAAAGGUUGUGUACAUGCACGGGGUUGAUAAAGAAGGCCACCCAGUGUGCUAUAAUGCGUUUGGGGAGUUUCAGGACAAGCAAGUUUAUCAGAACACUUUUGCUGAUGAAGAGAAGAGAACCAAGUUUUGCGGUGGAGGAUUCAGUUCUUGGAAAAGAGCAUUAGGAAUCUUGAUUUUAGUCCUGAUGGUAAAUGAUCUGAAGAAUUCUCCUGGAUUGUUCCAGACAGAGCUCCGACAAGCCACCAACAAGGCUCUCCAGUUGCUUCAGGAUAAUUAUCCCGAAUUCGUUGCCAAACAGGUGUUCAUCAAUGUUCCUUGGUGGUACCUGGCCUUUUAUAGAAUGAUUAGUCCUUUCUUCACCCAGAGGACCAAGAGCAAGUUUGUGUUUGCAGGUCCAUCCAAAUCUGCUGAGACCCUCUUCAAGUAUAUAGCGCCUGAGCAAGUUCCAGUACAAUACGGUGGCCUUAGCAAGGAGGGUGAGCAGGAAUUCACCACUGCUGACCCUGCAACAGAGGAGACUAUCAAACCCGCAUCCAAAUACACUGUUGAAUUCCCACUCUCUGAGAAAUGCACUUUGGUUUGGGAGGUCAGAGUGGUUGGCUGGGAAGUAAGCUAUGGAGCUGAAUUCGUUCCUACUGCUGAGGACGGAUACACUGUAAUCAUACAAAAGUCGAGGAAGAUUAGUCCAACCGAGGAACCAGUAAUCUGCAACAGCUUCAAAAUUGGUGAGCCGGGCAAGGUUGUGCUCACAUUUGACAACCAAACCUCUAAGAAGAAGAAGCUCCUCUACAGAUCCAAGACCAAAUCCUCUGAUUGA